Molecule: messenger RNA, 2956 nt
Organism: Physcomitrium patens
Lineage: Eukaryota; Viridiplantae; Streptophyta; Bryopsida; Funariales; Funariaceae
Product: conserved oligomeric Golgi complex subunit 3
Biological process (GO): intra-Golgi vesicle-mediated transport; Golgi organization; intracellular protein transport
Cellular component (GO): membrane; COG complex; cis-Golgi network
Source: RefSeq, a predicted model, not a curated record
UUGGUUGUGCGUAGAGCGAAGAAGAAACCCCCCGUGCUGGCUAUGGUGGUGCGUCGUGGGCGAGAGGAGAGGAGAAGCUCAGGGUCGAAAUUGGAAGACAGUGGUGAGAUGCGAGAGCGGGGAUUAUGAUGUUGGAGUUAGGGAUGCAGUGUUUUCGAUUGGGUUUCUCGUGAUUGUAAAAGCAACUUCGGAGGUUGCGGAUCGAGAUAGAUAGAUCGAUCGAUAGAUAGAAAGGGGUUUAUUGAAAGGGUUAGCGGAGAGAGGAAGUGUUGAGUGGAAGAAGAAGUGGAGACAGGUAUGGCGACGGCGAUGGAGAGGAGAGGCGCAAUUGCGGGGCAAAUGUCGCAGAGCGCGAGGCCCGUGGCGGUGUCGUCAGGGUACAAGUUUGCGACGGCGUGGGAGCAGAAUGCACCAUUGACGGAGGAACAGCAAGCGGCUAUUGCAGCACUGGCUCAUAGCGCAGCAGACAGACCAAUGCCGGCUCAUGUCGCCGCAACGGCGCAGCCGACUCAGCGUCCUCCGGUACCGCCCGCUACUGCGUCGGAUCCAGAGGGUAGAGUGAGCGAUGCCACUCAGGGAGGUGCUGGGUUUAGUGAGCGGGUGGAACUGAAUAGCCAGCACCAGUUUUACAAAUGGUUCACAGAUCUGGAGUCGGCGAUGAAGUCAGAGACGGAAGAGAAGUAUCGUCAAUACGUUAACACGCUCACGGGGCACUUGGAGACUUGUGACGAGAUCCUAGCGCAUCUGGAUGGAACUCUAGCACGGUUUGAUGAUUUGCAAGCGCAGCAUCAGGCAGUAGCUACCAAGACGAAGAUGCUUCAUGAUGCUUGCGAGCGGUUGGUGAUGGAGAAAGAGCGCUUGGUUGAGUUUGCUGAUGCUCUGAGAACGAAGCUCAAUUACUUUGACGAGCUGGAAAAUAUUUCCACUCAGUUUCAUGCACCGACAAUGAGUGUUGGAAGCAGUCACUUCCUCCCCUUUUUGAAGCGCCUGGAUGAAUGCAUUUCUUAUGUGACCAACAAUCCACAAUAUGCAGACUCCAGCGUUUAUCUUGUGAAAUUUAAGCAAUUGCAGUCCCGUGCCUUGGGUAUGAUUAGGACUCAUGUGCUCAAUGUGCUGAGGAAUGCGUCAUCUCAGGUGCAGACUGCCGUGAAGGAGAAUUCUAUCUUAGGUGGGGGUGGGAAAGUCGCUAUCACUGAGGGUGCAGAGACUUCGGUGCUAUAUGUGAGGUUUAAAGCUGCUGCGAGUGAUCUGAAGACCUUAAUGCAGGAAAUUGAGAACAGAGCGUCUCGAAAAGAGUAUACUCAGGUCCUUGCGGAUCUGACUUCACUGUAUUGCGAGCAACGCCUUGCUCUAGUGAAGGGUGUUGUUUCGUAUCGAAUUGCUGAAUAUGCGAAGAAAGAGUCUCUCCCAUCCUUGACAAGAUCGGGCUGUGCGUAUUUAAGUCAGGUAUGUCAAUUGGAGCAUCAGCUGUUUGACCACUUCUUUCCAGCGUCUGCUUCGGAUCCCUUAAACCUUGCUCCUUUGUUGGAUCCCUUGUGUACAACACUAUAUGACACCUUACGAGCUCGUUUCAUACAUGAAGCAGAUCUGGAUUUGCUUUGUGAGCUCGUUGAUAUAUUAAAAGGUGAAGUCUUGGAUGAACAAUUAGGACGAAGACGGGAAUCUGUGGCUGGUCUACACCCAACAAUUUUGAAGACCUUAGCUGAUGUUCAAGAAAGACUCACUUUCCGUGCACAAACCUAUAUGCGUGAUGAAAUUGCAAAUUAUUUGCCAUCUGCAGAGGAUCUUGAUUACCCAGCAAAGUUGGAACAAGCAGCUGCAGCUGCUGCUGGAAGCGAAGAAGAAGGUAGAGAUUCUUACUCUACUUGGUACCCGCCCCUGGAGAAAACUCUCUCUUGUCUGUCCAAGCUCUACCGGUGUUUAGAACCAACAAUUUUUACGGGUCUUGCGCAAGAUGCAAUCAACAUGUGCUCGACUUCAAUUCAGAGGUCCAGCAAGUUGAUUGAGAGACGGGCUACUCAAAUGGAUGGACAGCUUUUCCUCAUCAAGCACCUUUUGAUACUUCGUGAGCAGAUUGCUCCUUUUGACAUAGACUUUUCAGUGACACAUAAAGAACUUGAUUUUACGCACUUACUUGAUCAUCUGCGCCGAGUUCUGAGAGGCCAGUCCUCUCUUUGGAGCAGUCAAUCCCUUGCUCGGACAUUUUCACCGAGAGUGAUGGACUACCAAAUUGAUGCAAAGAAAGAGCUUGAAAAGAAUCUAAAGCUGACUUGUGAGCAAUUCAUCAUGUUGGUGACCAAGACUACAAUCGAGCCGUUGCUCUCCUUCAUGACCAAGGUAACAGCAGUCAAGGUGGCUACUCGUAGUCGUUCUGUGGAUGCAGAAGUACCCAAGGCCUUGAAAGAACAAGCUUUCGCCACUCCAGACAAGUUAGCUGAAAUGGUCGCUAACGUUGAAGAAGCUGUGAAGAAGCAAUUGCCUGGGAUUGUAUCAAGAAUGGGUUUGUAUCUGCAGAACUCUUCGACCAGGUCUAUUCUUUUCAAGCCCAUCAAGUCCAACAUCUUAGAAGCGCACGUACAAGUGUUGACCCUCUUGGAGUCCGACUACAGCCCUGAAGAGGCGGCACAGGUUCCUAUCAUGAAGCUUUCCGAUUUACAAUCGUUUCUUGAUGGCUUGUGUUGAGUUAGAUUAGUCAUGCAGUUCGCAGCUGUCUCACUGACUGUUAUGUAAAGAUUCUUUGCUAGCCAUCGAUUCCGUUUGUAAUGCUAAAUGUAGUGCCACGUUUCCGGACCCUCUGAGUCGAUGUACUGUGGAUUGGCGUCGUUCCUUCAGUUGCCGUCUACAUUUGGGUAGACCUCGAAGCAUUUGCUCUCGGCCUAGUCUGAAAUGGGUAUAUGAAUCCGCAACUAAUAUUAAUUUUAUUUCUGCAUGAGAUUUCCGCAGCACCUCAACCCUA